AUGGGCAGUAGAUUCUUGCUCGCAUUCUUCACACUAUCAGCUCUGUUCCUAAUCCUCCACGCACGGGCCGGCGGGUUGGGUGUCGGUUCAGAGCCCGGCCCGGGUAUCCCGAGGAUUCGGGCUCGGACUCUGCUCCAGCAACCAGAGCACGGCAUAGCGGAUCCGCCGAGGGUAAUGGCCGACGGCGCCGCUGAAGGGAGAGAAAGUGCGGCUGAAGCUCCGACGGUGUUGGACGGCGGGGAAUUGGGGAGACACCACUCGGCUGCAGGCGGAGGUGUCAUCAUCGGCGGCCUCGUCACCGCCGUUUUGGCUGCUGUUUAUUGCUACAUUCGGGUGACUAGGAAAAGGCCUGCUGUGAAUGGUGGGUGA
Molecule: messenger RNA, 369 nt
Organism: Striga hermonthica
Lineage: Eukaryota; Viridiplantae; Streptophyta; Magnoliopsida; Lamiales; Orobanchaceae
Source: the annotation of a GenBank genome assembly